CUAGCUCAGCGUUCACACACAUCAAACUUCAAGAUGGCGGCAAGUUAUGGCGGGCGUCAAAUUAGAUAGCAACUUCUUCAUCUUUCUUCCACACAUUUCCACAAGAGAACCCGUGUCUGAUAUCGAGAAAGGACCACGCUAUUCAUGCUUCGUGGGAGAACUUCUACACUUCUUUCUGAUCGCGCAGUUUCGCGGGAAGGGUGAUUCGACCGAUGGGCUUCGAGAGUGGCAGAAUCGACUUUUACGUUUGAACACAUGUGUAAGCGUUAGUUGUGUUGAUCUUGCAAGUAGGUCAGACGAGUGUCAACAGAUCAAGAGUGGUUUCGUCAAGUGUUAUGCAGUGUCCUCGUUUAGGAAUGAAAAAAUAAUCGAUUCACCUCAUGAUUCAACUAAGGUACACUGUCCUAUCAUAACAUCUAGAGGGGACAUCAUCUACCCUCUUACUGCCUCGUUGGAUGUGCUACCAGCAUUGAGCAAAAGAAUCAAGUUAUCAGUCAAUGUGUGGACGCAGGAGCUGAGUGCACCCGUUAAUGUCACUAAUGGUCUGCAGUGGAGCAAUUACGUGGACUACUUUAUCAACAAUGACCCUGAUGAUGCCUUGGGUGAUCUUCAGACACCAUUUAGAUGUCAUGUAAAUGCUACCCUCCCUGUUGUAUCUCCACCUACUGUAAGAGGCAAGUUCACAACGGCUACAGGCAAACAUUAUGUUGCAAUUGAAGUCAUUAACAGCCUUGGUGAACCUGUGACAAUCCAUAAAGUUAGUGUCCAUACAAGCUCUCAUUCAAUAACGAGAAGAUCUGGUCCAGCGAAGCAUGCACUAUCUAACUCACAAAACAGAUACAACUCAAGCGUCUACACUGUUCCAUUGCUGCCCAAUGAAGCUAGUGAACACACCCCUACUCUUCUCCCAUGCGAACACUCUACAUACUUAUUCAGAAUCGUCCAACCAGACAGCAGUAUACCAUAUCAAAAACAGAGGGACAUAGAUCUUCUGUCAUCUGUGACAUGGAGUGUCAACACCUUGGAUCUGCGGCACCAGCACAUCACCACACGAUACAGCUUGCCGCAUUUAAAUAUCCAGAGGUCAUCUGUGACUGUGAAGGCCUCUGCAAAUUCCACCAUUAAAAAUGGAACAAGGUUUUUCGUCAACUAUACAGUCAAUAAUGAAGAUGAAGCAGACUUUAAUGCAUCAAUGCUCUGGCAACACAACCUUGGUACUCAUCUCAUGCCAGGAAUGCACAAUAUUGACUCAAAUUCUCUUAUUUGCCUACAGCCAUCCUUAAAGCUUGGCGUACCUUCAGGAUGCUCACAAAAUUUUCAAGUAGAGUUUCUUGCUGUGCAAGAAGGUUUACAUGAGGUUGGACGAUCCAUGGUCUGCCAGCUGAGCGGUGAUUUUGGGGAGAGGCCCCGCCUAAUAGGGGGUGCAGGCACUUUGUCCCAUUCUUGUCAAGUUUUUGUUAUAGACAAUAAUAGGUAGCUAGAAUUAGACUCUUUUUACCCAGUUACCCAUACCCUGUUUACUGGGAAUAAAUGGGGAUAUUUAUACUGCAUAAGAAUUUGCAGAAUAUACAUAGAUGAAUCCAUAUUGCAAGAGUAUUGGUUUUCCGUAAAGAACUAAGAAUUAGAUAUACCUGGAAUUUAACAGGGUUUACUUUAUUAUUUAUUAAUUUUGACUCUUUAAGGGGAAUGAAAAAAUAGUAUUAUUUAGUGAAAUGGGCCUUGAAACCAUAUAAACUGUUACAGUAAUUUGCCAUUGCUCUCUUAUUACACUUAAUUCUCACGUCACUUUAAUUUCGCGAAUUUCGCGAUUUUAAAGGAUUCGCGAAAAUAAAGUGAGUACACAAGAAGCCUUUUGGGGAAUAUUGGCCGUUUAAUAAGCUUUGUGGAAACACCUUGUCUAUUUAGUCAUCGAAUGUACAUAUAGUACGGCAAGGGGUUGAGCUGGACUUGUAUUUAUAGAUUCUUAUGAAACUAAAAUUAGCCCUCGCAUCUCUUUGUUACAAAUUGUUUCAGUUUUGAUGAUUACACAUCAUUAUUGCACAUUUUAAUUCCAUUGUUUUGCUUGAUAUUAUUAUUCCAAAAUCGCGAAAAUAAAGUGAUCUGGUGUUUACGAAAAUAGGAAAAUCGCGAAAAUAAAAAGUCACGAAAUAUCGCCAUCUCAAAAUCGCGAAAUUUUGACCUCGCGAAAAUUAAGUGUAAUAAGGUAGAUGCUCCGACCAAGUUUUAUUUAUUUUAUUUAUUUUUCCGACUUUUUCUAUUAGAAUGAAAAUGCUUGGACAUCUAAACCACCUUUUUUUGGCCCUUACGUGUGUCAUUGUUUUUUUUUUUUUCAUUUAUUUAUUUAUUUAUUGCCAGUUGACUUAUUAAUAUUGGAAUUGACUAGCCUCUGCCAGCCGCCAUUUUGUCAUCCUACCAAAGUACCAAGUGUGAAAAAGCAUCCAUUUUCAUCGGCUCAUUUCUACGAUAUUUUCGUUGAAUUUGGUAAAUAAAGUAUUAAACUUUGUUCUUAGAUGGUUAUUUUGUAACUUUAUCACGUGCUCCAAUAUUGAAUAAAAACAAUAACGAAGUUGUGGUUGACGACUGGGCUUUAGACACUAUUAGAACCACUUUAUUUUAUCCCAAACUUACUAAUUGAAAACUGAGAUGGAUUACUUGUUUAUACAUGGAUAAGAAUUGAUCUUGUAAUACAGUUGUAAGGGUAGAUGAGCUCAUGUAGGGAGUAAAAUGCAAUUUAAGCUAU
This is a messenger RNA of Nematostella vectensis (starlet sea anemone), 2740 nucleotides long. RefSeq names its product trafficking protein particle complex subunit 14. The transcript has 10 exons. Bases 47 to 1477 code for a protein of 476 amino acids. Lineage: Eukaryota; Metazoa; Cnidaria; Anthozoa; Actiniaria; Edwardsiidae. Gene Ontology annotation, biological process: cilium assembly. Gene Ontology annotation, molecular function: alpha-tubulin binding. The record is from RefSeq and is a predicted model, not a curated record. Gene Ontology annotation, cellular component: TRAPPII protein complex.